Messenger RNA from Colletotrichum chrysophilum, 765 nucleotides. RefSeq lists its product as uncharacterized. Gene Ontology annotation, biological process: mitochondrial L-ornithine transmembrane transport. The transcript has 4 exons. The record is from RefSeq and is a predicted model, not a curated record. Gene Ontology annotation, molecular function: L-ornithine transmembrane transporter activity. NCBI's taxonomy places the organism in Eukaryota, Fungi, Ascomycota, Sordariomycetes, Glomerellales, Glomerellaceae. Bases 1 to 765 code for a protein of 254 amino acids.
AUGGGCAACUCAACUCUCGAAUCGGCCAAAGACAUCACUGCCGGCGCGGCGGGAGGAGUCGCGCAGGUUCUGAUAGGCCAGCCUUUUGGUGUUGGAGCUUGCGUCAGCAUUCAAUUCGGCGCUUUCCAAUUCUUUCGCAGGCAGCUUGAAGACUUCCGCGGGAUAACCCAGUCCAACGGCCUAUCGCUGUCUUUGUCCGACUUUUACCUCGUAGGCGGAGCAGCUGGUUUGACUAACAGCGUCAUAUCCGGUCCAAUCGAACACGUCCGUAUCAGGCUUCAGACCCAGCCGAGCGGCGUAAACCGCCUGUACUCGGGCCCGUGGGAUUGCGUCCGUACAAUCAAGGGCCACUCAGGCGUCAAAGGUCUCUACCGAGGCCAAGUUGUCACUCUCCUGAGAGAGUUCCACGGAUAUGGCAUCUGGUUCGCAGCCUAUGAGGGCCUGGUACGUUUCGUGAUGGAGCGGGAUGGCAUCAAAGACAGAAAAGACGUGCCCAGCUGGAAGAUCGCCGUCUGUGGAGGUCUUGCUGGGGAGGCACUUUGGCUUGGAAGUCACCCCCUGGACGUGAUCAAGAGUAAGAUGCAGAGCGACGGGUAUGGCAAGGAUCAGAAGCAUGCGAACAUGAGGGAUGCGUUUAAGCAGACGUGGAGGGAAGGCAAGUUCAGGGCGAUGUUUAGGGGUCUAGGUCCUGCUCUGCUUAGAGCGAUGCCAGUUUCUGCUGGCACGUUUGCGACUGCUGAGAUGGUAAGAUCUGCACUAGGUUGA